This is a messenger RNA of Zychaea mexicana, 348 nucleotides long. RefSeq lists its product as uncharacterized. Gene Ontology annotation, cellular component: mitochondrion. The record is from RefSeq and is a predicted model, not a curated record. Bases 1 to 348 code for a protein of 115 amino acids. Lineage: Eukaryota; Fungi; Mucoromycota; Mucoromycetes; Mucorales; Lichtheimiaceae. The transcript has a single exon.
AUGAAAAAGUAUGGAACCGUAGGCGUAGGCGUAUAUCUCGCGCUGAGUGCGGUGGACCUCAGCUUAACUAUGGCGGUGAUCAGUGUCAAAGGAGCGGACCGUGUCAGGAAUAUGGAGGACUGGAUUCUUUACAAGGUCAAAGGAUGGAUUGGCAUGGAGCAUAAGCCCGAGAAAACAACAGAACAACAGCAACACGGGAAGCCAUCAUUCACGAGUUUGUUUGUGAUUGCUUAUGGUAUCCACAAGACGAUUUUCUUGCCUGUUCGACUGUCAUUGACAGCAGCCAUAACUCCCGCUGUCGCACGUCGAUUGCGGGACCUUGGAUGGAUUAAAAGUAGAAUAAAGUAG